UUUAUUUGUACUACAGUUACGAGUUAACUACAACUGUGGUUUAGGUUUAGGUUUUUUUAUUCCAGUUAUAUUCCUUUUUCAUUGUGUCAAAGGCUCAUUUCUUUUGACGACUCGCCGCCUUUGAAGUCUUGUUGCCUUCGAAGCCGCCGUCGAAGGUUCACCGCCGUCGAAGGCUCGCUGCUGUCGUAGGUUUUGCCGCACUCGUCGCCAAACUAUCGAAGGUUUUGUCGCACUCUGCCGUCGCCGAACUUUCGAAGGCUCUACCACCGUCAAAUAGUGUAAGAACACUUCUUCUUUAUCUAGAAGGUUGUAAGAACACUCCUUCUUUAGCUCCAAAGAGAAUCAAAGGCAUAUAUCAUUCUCCAACCCAAAGGUACGAAUGUUUUCCCGGAUAAAUAAAAGUGGAAAGCUAUGCAAUUCAUCUGAUGAUCCAGUGGUGGUAACAGUUAAUUUUCUUUUACAUUUUGUGGGAGGAUUAAUUGUUUAAAAAAAUAUGAUUUUAUUUGCUUUUUUUGAAUAAUGGUAGAUUCUGAAUGGUGUAUUUGGUUGAGAUGCAUUACAUACCUUUCUACAGUUAACUAGAGAAUAUUACUAAAAGAUAUAGUUCCUCAUAUAUUUCGCGAAUCUGGAUUUGUGAAUGAUGAGUUGGGUUUCAGACAUAGUAGUAUUCCACGUUUUAUCUAAAUUUUGGAGAUAUUUUGUGUGUGAUUAAUAACUGCUUCAUCAAUUGGUAAAGGAAGAGCAGAGUGGUAUGCUACAGUUCAGUGGUAAUAAAGAAAGGAGGAGAAAGAUGGAAUGGAAUGGGAGUGAGUAGAAGUGAUAUUAAAUAGCCAAAGGGAGAGCAAAAUUUUUUGUUUUUUUUGGUAAAGGGAGAGUAGCAUUGGCAGCAUAUUUUGGCCAAUGGAGAGCAGUAUACACAACAUUUUUUAUUUAUAGAAGAGAGGCAGUCAUGACUCCACAGUUUUUAGGCAUUGAUUUGUAUGGGGUUACUGAUGGUUUUUAGGCAAUGGAGUGAGCUAGGCUAAGUAAUUGGGCUUUGAAGGAAAAAAAUGGGCUUAAAUUCUGGGAUUAUAUUGUGACUGCCAAGCUUUUAAAUUGGUAUAAAACAAGUUCAAAUAAAUCUUAUAGGAUAAAAGUUUCUUAACUUAACUGUUGCAUUGACUUUGUUUAAAAACAAUAAAGUUACAUUAGUACUUCAAUGCUUUUCUCUCUGUUUUUCUUAUAUUUGCAGACAUUUUCAUUUAUGAAGUAAUAUUUAGAAGUAUUAUAAUUAACUGAAAAUAGUAGAAGCACAGAGAUUUGAAUGUGCAUUUGGUUGUUUGCUGAGAGUUAUUUCAUAUAUAAUAGAGCAUAUUACAAUUAGUGCAGCUCUCUGCAGAAUUAAAUGAAGUCAAAGGGGAGUAAUGAGAUGAAACAAUGAUAAUAUGAAAAGUUCUGGCUUUGUUCUUUCUUCAGCCAAAAAAUAAAGGAUGAGAGGUUGUCACGUUUUCAUAUGUUUUACUAGUCUUAACAAUGAUCUAUAAUAUGCUUCUUUUAUAUUUUCUUCGAACCAAUUUCAGUUUGCAGUUCAAUCAGUGGAAUGAACGAAAGAGGGGUUCUUUCCUUUUUACUAUAUUAUUAUUAUAAUUAGAAUUACUACAUAAUUUAAAACAGCUUUUUGUUCCCCUGAAUUUUCCUUCUUUGCUUUGAACGUGAUAUAAAAAUACUUCCAUCAAUUUAUUCUUAUUAUUAGCUGAAGCCAUUAUUGACGAGAACAUGGCCUAAAUUUAUGAGACCUCUAUGUCAACAUGCAAAUAUGGGAGACUGUAACAUAAAUGACAAACUGUGCAACAUUUCAACUAGGGCUGGGCAAAAGUGACUUUUGAUGAUGAUAAAUCAAAAGCAGUGGAUUUCAAUAUUAUCCACCAUCUAAUCCUGAUUUCCAAGCUAUUGAAGAAGAAAAUCCUCCACUGUUAUUGAAGAGCCACGACCAUUGUAAUGACAGUGACAAUACUUUUGUGAAAGUUGUCGUGUGCAUGCAGCAGAAACUCCUAUAAACAUAGAGUGUUGUUAACCGGUCUCCUAUUAAUUUGGAUGAUUGAAGAUCAAGAAAGAAGCACUGAUUGUAACUGAACUAAAGAAUAGUUCAACUCAGUUUCGUUUAAGGAGCUAUCAACUGUUUCCCUAGCUACAUGGCCGCUACCAGACGCGCAAUCCGCCAACGUCUCAAACUCUCUGACCUCGUCAUCGAAGUCCGAAAUGCUCGACUUCCUCUCUCCUCCGCCAACAGCGAUCUCUAGCCACACCUCUCUGCAAAAUGACGCUUCGUAGCACUCAAUAAAAAAGACCUUGCCAUCCCUAACAUCAUGCAAUAUAAAAAAGACCUUGUCAUCCCUAACAUCAUGCAUGUAAAAUCAUACGCAAGACUAGAUGCACUAAUGAUUUGAAUCAGUUUCAAAACACAAUUAAUUAUUUUCUCUCUCACAUGUAAAACGAAGCUUGCCAUUUUAGUAGGAAAUUCUUUAAAAAAUACAAGUGUAAAGAAAUGUAAGAAUUUCACGAGUAUAUAUGAUUUGAACCUUUUUAUUUGAGGAAAAGAAAUUUAUAUUAGCAAGCUAUACUUAUCAUAAUAUCAUACCUACAAAGUAUACCCUUAUGUACUACAUAUAGUUGUGUAUUGUAGUACUACAUGCUAGUUAGUUACCCUUUCUUGAAAAUAUUGGAAACCUACUAACUGUUUCAGAAAUAGGUUUUAAUUUUUGUUUUGUCGAGAUAUUUUUCAGAAAUUAUUAUUCUUUUGCAUUCUUAAUUCCUGAAAGUUUUUAUUAUUGGCUUGAUUAUUUAUGAUUUGGCAUAUAAAUGAAAAAAGUAUUUGCAAACGACAAGGUAGAAUGAAAUCAGUGCAUAUUCUAUUUUUCUCCUUCAUUUUGUUUUAUAAUCUGUCUGUCAACUGAUUUUAUUUUUAGUUGGUGGUUCCAUAAUUAAACAAUGACUUUGACCUGAUGUUUCAUAUAGCACAUAAACCAAGUAUAUAUGUUCUGGAUUCCCUUGGGCUGGGGUACUGGUUCCAAGUAUCUCGGACAUAGAGACAAGAUUAAAGCUGGCUCUGGCAGGUACCACGUCUUUUAAAAUUUAUCGUAAAUAUUUCUGUCAUUCGUAAAAUUUGACAUUGUUAUCGUGGUAAUAUUUGACAUAUUAUUAUUGGAGCAUGGCUAUGUUGACUAAAACUAUGUUCUGAAAUUACAUUUAUUUAUCCCCAACAUGUUUGAUUCCUGUGUAUUUAUUCAAAGCCUUUUCUGGGAGCUAUGUUUGUUUACUAGAAUAUGAAUAAAAGAUUUAAUUUGAUUUUUUUCUUCCUGCCAGUUUUCAUUGUGCCUACAAGCUAGAUUGCAACUGUAAUUGCUGCUGUUAUUUCUAUACAUAGAAUACAAACAAGACUUCUUACUGAUGUCUUGGCUAGCCAAUUGUUUUAAAGUAAAAUAAGGAGAGUGUUUAAAUUUAUAAACAACAGUCUUCUUUUAUAUGAUAUGAUUCAGUGUCUGCGUUGUCUCUUAUAUUCUUAUGUUUUACUUGCAAACCACAUUGCUUGUUUAUUAUUUUAUUGCAUUUAAUCAAUUGAAGUGGAUGCCUUGGUGGGACAGUAGGAGAGGACAAAUUAGUGAAUUGUUUUGUCUAUUUACUAGGUUGAAUUUAAUUUUCAGUAGAAUCCUUUACUUUAUUACAGGCCUGUAAUUUUGAAUCUUCUUGUCCCUUCAAUGGUCAAGAAUCUUAUCUCUUAUUAUCUCAUUCCUUAGUUAUUAGCAAUUCUUGAAAUUGGAAAGCUGUCAGUGUUCGAUUAAGCCAAUCAAGUAGAUACUUUAGGCUGGAUAUAAAAGUCAGUUGAUUGCUCAACUUUUGUUGUAGUCCCAUUUUUUUUAUUGAUUGUGUUUAAACUACCUUUGCAUCAAACAAUCAAUUUCCUUGUUAUGUAUUUUCUGUUUUCUUUAGUGGACAAAGUAAUAGAAGGUGAUUUUUGUCUUAUUUCACAGCUGGUGGUUUAUAUACUCUAAAUAUGGAAUAGUGAACAUUUAUUUCAUACUCUAAUAACUUUUGAGGAUCUAAUCAAUUUUAUCGUGAUAGCAUAAGCAAAAGGGCUGGUUUUAGUCUGUGAAUAGGCAUUAUGUGGCACCCAAGGGCAAUGAAAAUGUGGAGGUGGCAUUUUUCAGUGGGUGGAAAACUUUGUUAGAAAAAACAAAAUUAUGUAGUUUGAAAUCGCUACGAGUAAUUUAAAGACUUUCGUGAUUGUUUCCUUUUCCAUACUAAUGUUCAUGGGCUAACUAAAUUAGGUAUAUUUUCAUGUGGCAUAUUUUUGUCAUUUUUAAGCUAACUUUCUCUGUUUUCAAGCCGUCAUUGUAAAUAGAAGUUCUUUUUUUUUGCCCUACAUCUUACACAUUCUUUAGUUAUUUUCCCAGAUCAGUUUUGUCAAUUGAAUAUCUCAUUUUCUUACGAGUUCACUUUGAGUAUGGAGAAAAAUGGGACUAGGUAGUGCAUCUACAGCGGUUGGGUUUCUGAAUAUGUAUCCUUUGAAGCACGUGUCAGUCAAAGAUUCAGUAGUGGGUGAGGAGCGUAUUGUUCAGUACUUAUUGGCAGUUUUGGAUACUCGGGGGACUCCACCUCACUGGAAGCACCUAAAUAAUAGGAGACUGGAUGACACUGAAUACGAAGUGGAGGCGAGUCAUGAAUAUAGACUGAAAAAUCUUAAGCCAAAGAAAAGAAAUCCGUCAAAUAGAUCUAAUUCAUUUUGGAUACCUGGGAGACUCCACUUCACUGGAAGCACCUAUAUAAUAGGAGACUGGAUGGGACUGAAUAUGAAGCGGAGACGAAUCAUGAAUAUAGUCUGAAAAAUCUUAAGCCAAAGAGAAGAAAUUCGCCAAAUAGAUCUGAUUUGGUGUAUGUUGAGGUAACAAGCAGGGGUAGGCAAAGUGCACUAUACUGCACUGCAGUAUACAAAUUUUUAGUUAACUAUAAAACAAUUUAGGAAAGCUGAACUGAAUUAAAAAAUAGUUCGAAGUAACUGAACUGAACUAUUUUUGAGUUCACUUAUAGUACAGUGCAAUUUAGUAAACUAUUUUUUAGUUUACUAUUGUACAAUUUAGUUACCUAUAGUUCAGUUUGAUGCAAAGCAAAUCCAGUUGCAAAUGCAUCUUGUUUUUUCAAAAUCCUUAGUUCAAAGGUGAGGCAGACACAACUAAAAUCUGUCCAAAAAAAGUACAACAAUGAUAUAAACAAUUAUUAAAUAAAAUAUUUAUACAAGCUUCUUUCAAACUAGUAAGUUAUGCCAUGAUCUCAUACAUACUUAGAUGUAGAAUAAACACAUUUUUCAUGGUCUAAAGAGAAAAGAAAAAUAAAAGUUCAGGAUGAUUUCUCUUUCAACAUCAUUAUGAACAACAUUAUCAGCAUACACUAAUAUUAAAAUUCCGCUCAUUUCAAAAUUUUUAAUGUUUCAACAUUCAAAUAUUCUACACUUAAUUUUUCGAAAGCAUUCUGUAAAGCAUUAUGUAAAUACUACGUAACAUGUACUCAUUAUGAUGACAUCAGGAAUAUAAUCCAAAGUAGGAAGCUACUUUACUAUAUAUAUACUAUAUAUACCAACUCAACAUAAUUGCUUAUUCAAAAAUAAGUGUUUUGGUAUCUUCUAAACGAAUAUCACAUCUCAUAGUUACAAAAACCUGUAGCAGUUUUUUAAAAAAACAAAUUAAUUUGAUCUUAAAGUUUAAAGGAACUAGAUUAAUGCAACUGCAUAAAAUGAAAGCACACAUACAAAAAGUAAAUGGUUUGAUUGGAUGGAAUUGCAGUUGCUUAAGUUAAGCACUUGUCUUUUCAACACCUCACAACAUUCUCAGGCAAAAAGUUCCAUAAAUCUUUGACAUUAUUCAUCAUAUGUAAAUGUAUUCAUAUUUAUAUAUUUAUAUUCAUCAAUCACAUAAGUACUGUUAUUCAUUAUUACACUUUAAAUCACCAUGGUACCAAAAGUGAAAGGUUGUUACGUAGUAAUUAAUUUGGAACAUAAUUAACUUGGAACACGCUAAAUCACUAUUAGAAUAUGCACUAAUUUCCUUCUAUCUUUUCGUUUGCAAAUACUUUCUUCGUUUAUAUGCCAAAUCAUAAAUAAUCAAGCCAGCAGUAAAAACUUUUAGGAAUUAGGAAUGGAAAAGAAUAAUGAUUUGAAUCAGUUUCAAAACACAAUUAAUUAUUUUCUCUCUCACACACAAAACAUGAAAGCUUAACGAGGCUUGCCAUUUUAGUAGGAAAAUCUUCAAAAAUUACAAGUGUAAGUAAAUCUAGGAAUUUCAAGAGUAUAUAUGAUUUGGACUUUUUUGUUUGAGGAAAAGAAAUUUAUAUUAGUGAGUCAUACCCGAUCAAAAUAUCAUACUUAACGAAUCUCAUAACUAACUAAGGUAGAACAACUUCUAUUGAAUGGGCAUCGGGUUCUUGGGACUAAAUCCCUAACAGCCUAUUGAUUGAUCGGGAAAGCGGAAGUUCCAAUGGAAGCUUUUCAAAGGUUAUACAUUAACGUUGAUUUAGAGGAUAGAGAAUGAAGUUGGAAGGCUGUUCAGUCUUGAAUCUCCCCUCCCUCACUGAUUGACUCCUUCAGGAAAUGUCAAAUAGUAGGGACAACAUAAGGGUGAGAUUCUCUCUUCAGCGGCAGAUGGAGAGGCAAUUCUAACGCAACUGUUAAUGGUGGAGCCUACUCUUCUUCUUGCUGCCUUACUUGCGAUACUUUAUACUUUCUACAGCAAGAAAAGUGCUUGCAUAUAGUAUAAUGGAAGGGCUUUUGCACAUGAAGAAGAAAAGGAAUAAGAAGUGAGUCAGAUGUGGCAUUAUACUGUUUUCAAAUAGAAUCCCUAAAGAAAGGUAUGAUAUUUUGAUCAGUAUGACUCACUGAUAUAAUUUCUUUUCCUCAAACAAAAAAGUCCAAAUCAUAUAUACUCUUGAAAUUCCUAGAUAUACUUACACUUGUAUUUUUUGAAGAUUGUCCUACUAAAAUGGUAAACUUCGUUAAACUCAUGUUUUGUGUGAAAGAAAAUAAUUAAUUGUGUUUUGAAACUGAUUCAAAUCAUUAGUGCAUCUAAUCUUGGGACUCUUACCACUAUUUCGAUCACGAAAAACAUAGAAAAUAUCACAUUUUCUUUCAUUUUAUCAACCAAAGGUUAAAACAAUAUUUCAUAAAGUUGUUUAUCAUCCCCUUUUCUCCCCAGCACGUUUUUGUUGACUAUUCCAAAAGCUUCAGCCUAGGCAAUAACGUAUUGCUUGCCUUUCAUACUAUUUUCUUCCAUGAUCCCUCUUCACUUGUCUUACAGGACCAUGUUGCGUCUUGCAACAAUUAGGAAUGUUUACCCUAUUGAUCUAGAUUGCAAAAGUAGACCAUUAGAUAAUAGUUGGAACGUCGAAUGUUAUAGGUGAGAACAAAACCAGCACUUCACUCCAAAAUAUGAAUGUGUACUAAAAUAACAACCACUACAAGAAGAAUCCUUGAUUCAAAUGACUUAAAAUUAAAAACAGAUAAAUAUAUUUUGGAGGGCUUGAGAGAUCCCUCUCAUAAUCUUCUAUUUAUAAGGAAAAUAUGAUAUAAGAGUACAUGGAAAAUUAAGGGACUAUACUAGACACUUUGUAAAACUAGGUACAACUAAUAAAUUAUCUAGCACACUACAUCCUACUUAGCUUAAUGAUGAUACAUAGAUGUAAUUAUUCUAACAAAAUGAAUGAAAACAUUGCUAUUAGACACAUGAAUCUAAAUUUGAUUCAUGUGACUCAAUGAUGUCUAUUUCAAUUUAUUUUUGAUGAUAAUCAUCUGUUUUUCUCAAGGAGUUUCAAAAAAACAUAAAGUAAAACUCUUCAAAUAUGUUAUUCAAAAACACACGCUCAAGUAAGAACAUUAAUACAUGAAACAGAACGAGGGAAACAUUGUCUCUAGCAUAAACCUAUUCCUUGAUUCCAACGAAUCACAAUGGAAUAAAAAAGAAUUGUAGUUCUGCUGCACAAAAUAAUGUGUUUGUACCGCAGAGGCAAGACAACAAACUAGAAACUAGAGAAAAAAAACAGUAAUUUAUAUCAUUUGCAGAAAUUAACUUUUAAAUCUAAAGCAACAACUAGAGAAAUACAAAGUACGCAUAAUACUAAUACUUAGGGGGAAAUAAAGGUAUGCUAUCUUUUAUUUUAUUUGAAGUGGUUGAACCCUGCACAACCUAUAUAUAAACAACAACCUUAAGGUCCUUAUUAAAUAAAAUUCUCUAUAAAUAUUAGUAUGCAAGGAAUAAGAAAAGAAAAAAUGAAGGCUCAAUCUACUUAUUUGUCUCAGCUUUUGAGAAAGUUUGAUGAGACAGACAAUAUAAAAGUUAAUUACAUAUGUUCAUUUUAGUUUCCAUGAGAAGUUUGUUGUAUCUUAUUUUCUUAUUGAAUGAAUUUAUCUAAACAGGACAUAAUAGUAUGUUUUUUCUCUAUUAUGACUUGAACAUCUGGUUUAAUUUUAUGUUCAUGUUUAUGUUUGUCAACCAGACCUUAAAUCCUGCUAUAUCUUGAGUAACACCAGGUAACGGACCCACAGCGACACGCUUCAUCUUCUCUUGCGCGAUCAAAGAAAACCACUUCAAUUCUACAAAAAAACUCAUCCAAUUCAUUAAAAUCAAUGGUUUCGCGAAUCUGCGAAACUAUUACCAGGAAAGCGAGACUUUGCAAUCUGAUGAAUGGAGUUAAUCAAAGCAGACUUGCCAUAGUUGGGAACACCGACCACCAUCACAAGUAGCGUCGGUUCUCGACAAAUGACUUCUUUGAGCUUGAACUCCGACCAGAUCUAGAAGCUUCCUCAAGGAACUUUGACUCUUAGCGUUUAUUGCAAUGCAAUCCUGCUUGCACGUUUCGAAAUAAUGCGCCUAUUUCUGCAGUAACAACACGUCGCGUGAAUAACUUAACAGGUAAACGGCAAUGACAAGGAUAUUGAUGAUGGUGAUGAUUUUACAUGCAUGAUGUUAGGGUUGGCAAAGUCUUUUUUGUUUAGUGCGACAACGUGACUUUUUGCGAAGGGGUGUGGCUGGAGAUCGGCGUUGGCGGAGGUGAGAGGAAGUCGAGCAUCUCAGACUUCGAUGACAAGGUCAGAGAGUUUGAGACGGCGGAUCGCUCGUCUGGCGGCGGCCAUGUAGCUAGGGAAAUAUUUGAUAGCUCCUCCGCUGGCGUUGAAUGCCAUGUCUCCUAAACCUAACUCUUUCUUAAGAAAUUCCUUUAACCCUGACAUUGUUCUCUGCUCUUUCAGUCAACUUCGCAGUUGGAGUGAGCGUUAAUUUUAGAGGUUGAACCUAGGGCUGGACACAAUUUACUUAAAAACUGUAUACUAUUACUCUUUUGUACUUAACAAAACUUAAACUUCUUUUACUGAAGCCUAGUUAACUGUUAAAUAGUUCAAUUUAAAUAUACUGAACUUAUUUUAUUUAACACAGAUAAUUGUACUGUAUUGUGGUUUAGGUUUCAUAUUUGUUAUCUAAAUUUUUUCCCUGCCUCGUUACAUUCCUUUCCAAUUCGCCACUGCUACGGUUGAAGGCUCGCCGCCGUGGAAGGCUCGUUGCCGUUGAAGGUUCGUCGCUAUUGAAAGCUCGUUGUUGUCAAAGGCUUUGUCGCACUCUGAUAUCGAUGAACUGUCUGAAGGCUCUACCACCAUCGUCAAACAAAAGUAUGAAACUCUGCAACCAAAGGUACAAAUGUUUUUCCUUUCACUUUUAAAAGGGAUAAAUGAAAUUGGAAAGCAAUGCACAUAAGGGUGUAUUCAUCUGGGAUGAACCCAAUGGGGUAACAAUUGAUUUUCUUUUGGAAUUUGUUGGAGUUUUAAUUUUUUAGAAGAUUUGAUUUUAUUUGCUGUUUUUGGAUAAGGGCAGAUUCUGUAACCUAUAGAGUUCUAGAUUGAUUGAUAAAUAGAGAGAGGUUGAUGACAAGUAAGUAAAAACUUUGAGAUGAAAGUGAUGUAUAAGAUAUAAAAUGUUCUUCUGAGCGGAAUUUUAAUAUUAGUGUAUUGCUGAUAAUGUUGUUCAUAAUGAUGUUGAAAGAGAAAUUAUCCUCAACUUCUGUUUUUCUUUUCUCUUUGGGCCAUGGAAAAUGUGUUUAUUCUACAUCUGGGUAUGUAUGAGAUCAUAGCAUAACUUACUAGUUUGAAAGAAGCUUGGAUAAAUAUUUUAUUUAAUCAUUGUUGUACUUUUUUUUGGAUAGAUUUUAGUUGCUUCUGCACCACCUUUGAACUAAGAAUUUUGAAAAGCAAGAUGCAUUUAUAACUGGAUUUGUUUUGCAUCAAACUGAACUAUAGGUAACUGAAGUGUACUAUAGUAAACUAAAAAAUAGUUUACUAAAUUGCACUAUACUAUAAGUGAACUAAAAAAUAGUUCAGUAUAGUUACUCCGAACUAUUUUUUCGUGCAGUUCAGUUUUCCUAAGUUGUUUUAUAAAUAAUUAUAAAAUUUUAUAGUGCAGUAUAGUACACUUUGCCCACCCCUACUUGUUACCUCAACAUACACCAAAUCAGAUCUAUUUAGCGGAUUUCUUUCUUUGGCUUAAGAUUUUUUAGACUAUAUUCACGAUUCGCCUUUGCUUCGUAUUCAAUCCCAUCCAGUCUCCUAUUAUUUAGGUGCUUCCAGUGAAGUGGAGUCCCCCGGGUAUCCAAAACUGCCAAUAAGUACUGAGCAAUACGCUCCUCACCCACUACUGAAUCUUUGACUGACCUUGUCAAUUCAUCAACCAUGUUUGCAUGACAUAAUAUAUCAGGACACGUGCUACAAAGGAUACAUAUUCAGAAACCCAACGGCUGUAGAUGCCCUACCUACUCCCAUUUUUCCCAUACUCAAAGUGGAACUCGUAAGAAAAUGAGAUAUUCAAUUCCUAAAACUGGUCUGGGAAAAUAACUAAAGAAUGCGUAAGAUGUAGGGCAAAAAUUAAGAACUUCUAUCUACAAUGACGGCUUGAAAAUAGAGAUAGCUGGCUUAAAAAUGACAAAAUUCUGCAACACUGAAAAAAUACUUAACUUAGUUAGCCCAUGAACAUUAGUACGGAAAAGGAAACAAUCACGAAAUUCUUUAAAUUACUCAUAACGAUUUCAAACUAAAUAUUUUUGUCUUUUCUAACAGUUUUUCACCCAUUGAAAAAUGGCACCUCUACAUUUUCAUUGCCCUUGGUGCCCCAUAAGGCCUAUUCACAUACUAAAGCAACCCUUUUGCUUAUGCAAUCAUGACAAAAUAGAUUAGAUCCUCAAAAGUUAUUAAAGUAUAAAAUAAAUGUUCAUUAUUUUAUAUUUAGAGUAUAUAAAGCACCAAUUGUGAAAUUAGACAAAAGUCACCUUAUUACUUUGUCCACUAAAGAAAACAGAAAAUAUAUAACAAGGAAAGUGAUUGUUUGAUGCACAGGUAGUUUAAACACAAUCAAUAAAAAAAUGGGACUACAACAAGAGUUCAACAAUCAACAAAUGACUUUUAUAUACUACCAAAAGUAUCUACUUGAAAACAUCAACUUCAAAAUCAAAUCCACAUAAUUGGGAAUAGAUCAUCACUUUAAAAAGUAAUGGAAUCAAAUUUAACGUCAAAUUCAAAUUAAAACUAGCUAGGUUAUCUUACGUGCCUUAAUCUUAAUGUGAGACCUAAUAACAGGAAUACUAAGAAUCCUCCUUAUAACCCAUAGUGAAUCGAGAGAAGCAUACUCAUCCUUGAGAGAGCAUGUUCUCAGAUUAACGCAAAUGAAUGCCCUAAUGAAAUACUGACAGUUUUCCAAUUCUAAGAAUUGCUAAUAACUAAGGAAUGCGAUAAUAAGAGAUAUGGUCUUGACCAUUGAAGGGACAAGAAGAUUCAAAAUUACGGCCCGUAAUAAAUUAAAGGAUUCUACUAAAAAUAAAAUUCAACCUAGUAAAUAGACAAAACAAAUCACUAAUUUGUCCUCUGCUACUGUCCCACCAAGGCAUCUACUUCAAUUGAUUAAAUGCAUUAAAAUUACUAAUUUGUCCAGCUUUUAGACAUAAUGAAAACUGGCAGGAAGAAAAAAUCAAAUUAAAUCUUUUAUUCAUAUUGUAGUAAACAAACAUAGCUCCUAGGAAAGACUUUGAAUAAAUCCACAGUAAUCAAACAUGUUGGGGAUAAACGAAUGUAAUUUCAGAACAUAGUUUUAGUCAAUAUAGUCAUGCUUCGAUAAUAAUAUGUCAAAUUUUACCACGAUAACAAUGUCAAAUUUUACGAAUGACAAAUAUUUUAGAUAAAUUUUAAAAGACGUAGUACCUACAAGAGCAAGCUUUAACCCUGUCUCUAUGUCCGAGAUACUCGAAACCAGUACCCCAGGGGAAUCCAGGACAUAUAUACUUGGUUUAUGUGCUAUCUGAAGCAUCAGGUCAAAGUCAUUGUUUAAUUAUGGAACCACCAACUAAAAAUAGAAUCAAUUUACAGACAAAUUAUAAAACAAAAUGCAGGAGAAAAAUAGAAUAUGCACUAAUUUCCUUCUAUCUUUUCGUUUGCAAAUACUUUCUUCGUUUAUAUGCCAAAUCAUAAAUAAUCAAGCCAGCAGUAAAAACUUUUAGGAAUUAGGAAUGGAAAAGAAUAAUAAUCUCUGAAAAAUAUCUUGACAAAACCAAAAUUAAAACCUAUUUCUGAAACAGUUAGCAGAUUUUCAAUAUAUUCAAGAAAGGGUAACUGUAUGUAGUACUGUAAUACACAACUACAUAUGUAGCACAUAAGGAUAUACUUUGUAGGUAUGAUAUUUUGAUCGGUAUAACUCACUAAUAUAAAUUUCUUUUCCUCAAACAAAAAGGUCCAAAUGAUAUAUACUCAUGAAAUUCUUACAUUUAUUUACACUUGUAUUUUUUAAAGAAUUUCCUAAUAAAAUGGCAAGCUUCAUUAAGCUCUCAUGUUUUGCGCGUGGGAGAGAAAAUAAGUAAUUGUUUUUGAAACUGAUUCAAAUCAUUAGUGCAUCUAAUCUUGGGACUCUUACCACUACUUCGAUCACGAAAAACAUGGAAAAUAUCACUUUCUUUCUUUUUAUCUACCGAAGGCACGACUAUAGGUACAACUAAUAAAUUAUCUAGCACACUACAUCCUACUUAGGCUUAAUGAUGAUACAUAGAUGUAAUUAUUCUAACAAAAUGAAUGAAAACAUUGUUAUUAGACACAUGAAUCUAAAUUUGAUUCAUGUGACUCAAUGAUGUUUGUUUCAAUUUACUUUUGAAGAUAAUCAUUUGUUGUUCUUAAGGAGCUUCCAAAAAACAUAAAGUAAAACACUUCAAAUAUGCUAUUCAAAAUUUGGGCCAGCGAUGAUUUAAUUGCAUCAUUGAGCUAUUGCUGCAUGGACUGAGCAUAAUUGAAACGCAGUGUUUUGGUGCUGAGUUUGCUGCUGCCUUUAGCGGUCUUUGCUCGAGACAUUCAAUUGAGGCAGAAGUAUUCCUUCGAGCUAAGUAAAAUUCAGCUUUACUUAGUUUGUUCUGUGCGACCAAAUUUAGUUAAACAAAUGGCGCCGUUGUCGGUGACUCGGCGAGUUAAGUCUUAGGGUGUUUAGGUGGUCUUGUUUAGGUUUGUUUCUUUUUGCAUAUUUCUUUUUAGUGUGCUUUGGUUUCUGUUUCUGAAGUUGUAGCAUUUGUGAGUAGUGGUUCUUAUUUCUGUGUGUUUGAUUUUUGAUUUUAUUUCUGGAAGCUGUUAUUUUUAGGUUCUUUUCCUUGUUUGUCUGUGUGCCUGGUAUAAUCUCCUUUUGAAGUGUAGUCAAGAACAGGUUCGGUACCAGGAGAUGAGAAACUCUCAGGAUUGGCCGUACAAGCUUAUAAAAAGGCUGCCUUAGUACCAUGGAGUGGCUGGAGAAGAUCCACACCUGCAUUUGAAGGAGUUCCAAGUGGUCUGCUCAACUUUUAAACCAGCAGAAGUUCCUGAAGAGUGGGUCAAGUUGAAGGCAUUCCCCUUCUCCCUUCAAGAUGCAGCCAAGGACUGGUUGUAUUACAAGACAUAUUCAUCACCAUUUGCUGCCUGGGCUGAGAUGCAGAGAAGCUUUCUGGAAAAGUUCUUCCCAGCCUCAACAACAGUCUCCAAGCAAAGAGAAAUUAGCUCCAUUAUACAACUGCAAGGAGAGACACUGAGGGAGUACUGGGACAAAUUCAACCAGCUGUGUGCCUCAUGUCCAGAUCAUCAAAUCAGUGAGCACCUUCUCAUCCUGUACUUCUGUGAUGGACUGAGCAUGAAGGAGAGAUGAUGCUGCUGCUGCUGGAGGGUCUAUUAUGGAUAAGACAGUUUUUGAAGCCAGGACUUUGAUAGCCAAGUUGAGUGGGUUUCAUGAUGAAGCUAGUGAAUCUGCUGAGAGCACAGGUUCUGAGUUGCAACCAGUAAAGGUUUUCUCUGAACUGAUCAUUCCUAUUAAUUUGCCUGAAAUUCAAACUGGUUUUGAUGUUUUUGAUAUGUUAAAGAUUGAACCUGUAAAGCCUGCUUUGGAUUUUGUUAUUGAUAUGUCUGUACACACUCAUGUUUUAAAUUCAUUAUGUUUUAUAGAGCACAUUGACAUACCUGAUGUUCACCAUCCUUGCACUGAUUUUGAUUUCUAUGAUAGACUUGAUGAUGCAGCUGAUGACUUGGAGAUUGGUAACAUAAUUUUCAAUGAGCAAAAAGAGGUUUAUUUUGAACUUGAGAUUCCAAAUACUUUACCUGAUUUGCCUAUACAUUUAAAUACCUGUGAUUUGCUGCACAUUAAUUCUAUAAAGUCUUUGGCUGAAACUGAUGUAGUUUUGAUUGAUCAUCCCAAAUUUCUUGAUUCAGUUUUAGCCAUUGAACCUGUGAAUAUGAAUGCUGUUAUUUUUUACUCAACCAUGAAUAUAGAUGAUUGCUUUGAUGUGAAUGAACUUUUGCAUGAUAGUAUCUUUGAAUUGAGUCUUGAUUCUGCUGCAGAUUCACAUGUUAGUGUUGAUUUUGAUAUAGAAACUGUGAAAACUGAAGAUGUUUUAGAUUUAGAAUUAAACUUUCAUUUUUCACAGUGCUCUGAAAACUUUAAAUGUAGUUGCGAAGCUGAUUCUUGCUCUAUUUGUAUUGAAAUUGAUGAUGUGAUACAACCAGAUUCCAACCUUAUAACAGACUUAACUGUGAGUUUGAUGGCCAGGUUGCAGAAUUAAAUGAUAAUGCAGGUGCUGAAGUCAAUAAUGAAUCCAUGGUUGAUGAAGAAGAUUGCAUUGCUACUGUUUGAAGUAAGCCAGAGGUUUUUAUCCCAGUGCCAUACACUCAAGAGCUGUCAGUGGAAGGAGAGCUGCUGCUGCAGCAGUUUGCUUGGAGAAGAGAGAAGCAACAUCUUGCUUUGGAUGAGAGGGCAGUGCUGCUCCAACCAAGUUCUCUACAGAAGCAGAUUGGUGCAGCCAGGGAGUUAAUGCAAGGAGUGGUUGAAUGCAUAAGGACAAAACUGAUAAGCUCUUUCCUUUCUUUUCUUUUGCAUAGUUUUAGAUAUUUUCUAGUAGGUAGAGUAGAAAAUAUGUCAUUUGAAUAAAUAUUUUUUUUUCUUGUAGCUUUAUAGUUUUAGUUUUCUUUUUCUAGCUCUGUCUUGUAUAUGUUGUGUUCUUUUGGGUUUAGUUUUCUUGCUUUUGUUAUAUACGUUUUCUUGCUCAAUUUUAAUUCUUUUUCAAUUCUGUUUAGCAUAAUUAUGUCUUGUACAUAUCUGUUGUUGUCUGUUGUUGUUAGAAAACCUUCCUCACUCACAUUGAGGGCAAUGUGCCUCUUAAGUGUUGGGGUGAGAGGGUAUAGUAUAAUAUAGGUUUAAUUUUUUUGUUUUUACCCUGUAUAUAGUUGUUAUGUCUUUGUUUCUAGUAUAAAAGUGUGAUAAUUUUUUUUUUUGGAGUAGGUAUGUUUUAGUUUUAGAUCUGUUUUAGUUGUAGAUGCUUUGAUUGACUGUAAAUAUGUUGUAGGUAGGGUAGAUAGCCUUGCUUUGUUCCAUUUUUUUUUUACAUAAUUGCUUUGUUUUUAGAAGUAGCUUCCCUUGUUUUUAGGUUCUGUUUCGUUUAGUUUUUAAAUCCUUAUUGCAAACUGAAUAGCCUAGGUUAAUUUUGUUGUUUUGCUGAAUUUCUUUGAAAGUUUGAGUUGCAUGCAUAGUUAAGGAAAACUAGCUUAAUUAGGAUAAGUUAAAGUAAGGUAGAAGUGCUUAGAGUUUUGAGAAACCAACUCUGGAAUCAACUUAGCAGAUAUUAUUACCCAGUGAGUCUUGAGCUUUAAUUCUUUGUAGUGUGUUUACACCUAGGUUAGUGACAUUCUAGAACUUGUGCAUUUUCUCUUUGAUAUAGUUGAACAGUGAGACAUUUUUGAUGUGAUUCAGGCCUUCUUGUUUUUAAGCCUCCUAUCCAAAUAGCCUAUCCCCCCAUUUCUUUUCCCAUUGUACCUUGAUUUUGAGCCUUUUAGCCUGUUCUUUGUGUUUUAGCAGCUUAUAAGCCCAUUUGAAUCUGAAAAACCAAAAAGAUACCCAAUUAGGGAGAUGUGGGAAGUUGUUUUAGAAGAGGGAAGUCUUAGAAAUUGUAGGGCAUGGGGAUGUUUGGUCAAAAAGGUAAAAAGGAAGCAGAAAAACAUAAAAAGAAAGUCUGGAUUGAAAAAAAAAAAAAGUGGAAAGUUCAAGUCUGGUUGGUUGGUGGCAGAAAAAGAAAAGAAAAAUUUGGCACAAGAGAGUUGAGAAAUAAGAAAAGAGAAGAAAAAGGAAGUGGUUUGGUCUGGAAUAACCCCUACACUACAGAUUCAAAUUUUUUCCCCAACACUUCCACACUUCACUACGCAUUGUUAGCCUUGUUUUCCAUUUCAUUCAACCUACCCUCCACCCUAGCCUCAUUACAAGCUUUAACAAAGUCCUGAUGAUCUUGAAUGUGCAUAUGUUUAGCAGCGGAGAUUAGAUUGUGUAAAAGCCUAUGGUAAUGUUGCUUAGCCUGGUGUGUUGAGUGCUGAAAAUACCAAUGCUGAAAACACGAGAGUUGAGUGCAGACACUUACCUGUGAGGUCAAGUUAAGUCUAGAAGUUGGUUCUUUCAAAUUUUGCUGCAUAGUUGCCUUAUUUUAGCAAUUCCUAAUAUGCUUGGUUGUCUUAAUUAUGUUUUGUUAGCUUUAAAUUUUCAGGAUUUUUAGUGAUACAGUAGGAUUUGUCUAGGUGUUUUCUGUUUUGUAAAUUGGUUUUGUCUUUUUUUCAUUGUGUUUAUUUUCUUCUUUUUCUUUUCCCCUGCCCAGGAGGAUAGUUCCUUAAGUGUGGGGGUGUGUUAACUCUCCAGUAUUUGCAUAUUUUUCUAGGUUAAAAACUCUUUUCUUAAGGUUUUUAGCUUUUAAUUUUUUAGAAAUAUAAUAGUUUAGUGUAAAAUGGUAAAAAUAGCUUUUAAAAAAAAUUUGGUUAAUUUUCUCUUUUUAGGCAAAUAAAAUAGGUUUUUAAGUAAUUAGAUUCUUUUUAGAAAAAUAUUUUAGAAAACAAAGUAAAAAUAUAUUUUAGAAUAGGUUAUAUUUUUUAACACAUUCUUUUUCUUUGUUGCAGGAAUUAAUAAAAGUGAGCUGAUGCUGAAGAAAAUAUAUUGGGCCAGGUCACUAAUGGGCCAGCACUGAUUGGAGAGCAGAUUUGCACCAUUGUGAUGAUGGCUGGGCUGUAGUAGCUGCCACAAGCCCGCGAGGCUGCUGUGAGGGAAUGGAAUUGAUAGAGGAAUAAAAGUGUAUGUUAGGAGAAAUAAAGGCUGGAAAGAAAGUUAAGAGGGAAAGUCUGUUAGAAGUUUGUUAGAGGGGCAAGAUAGUAUAAAUAGUAGUAGAAUAAGUGGAGAGGGGUUUUUUUAUCAAGAGAUUUUACUCUUGGGAAAUUAGACUGGACAUUUUCCAGUGGAGGAAGGGAGGCUUCCUUGGGAUUCCUACUUGUCAUUCUGUUUGACAUACUUUACAAAAUUAAUGAAAUACUCAUACAUUCAUUUCUUUGUUAUUGUUUGAGUGUUGUGAGAGGGGAGAAUCAUCUGUUACGGUUCUAUGCAUAAAAGAACCUAACAGAUUUGGUCCGACCUGCCGGAUCCAGAUCGGAGGAGUUGCACGAUGGAGAACAAGAUGAAUGCACUGGAGGAAAGGUGGGAAGGAAAGUUCGAGUCCAUGGAAGCCAUGUUGGAAGAGAUUCGAGAGGAGAUGAGAGGAAGGGCUCGAGACGGGAAUCGCGACCGUGGAAGAAGAUUGGUGAAACACGAGAGAAGAAGGAACCAGGGAAGGAGUUCGGAGGGCAGUCAUUCGGUUAAUGGAAGUCGAGAGACAGAGGAGGAGGAAGCGGAGGAAGAAAGGGCGGAUGUACAGAAGAGUUGGAUGAAGAGAGUGGAAUUACCCACUUUCGAAGGGAUCGAUCCGACGGGAUGGAUCGCAAGAGCAGAGAAGUUUUUUGAAAUACAGAGUGUAACCGAAAAGGAGAAGAUGAAGCUGGUGUAUAUUUGUAUGGAGGGAGAAGCGAACUACUGGUUUCGCUUUUGGCGAAGAAAAGUUAAAUACCUGGGCGACAUUAACGGAGGCGAUGGUCAGGAGAUUUGGAGGUAGACACCGGGGAACGAUCUUCGAAAAAUUAGCGGCAGUGAGACAACGGGAAUCGGUGGCGGAAUAUGUUCGGGAGUUCGAAAUCCUGGUGGCUCAGGCGGAUGGCGUGACGGAGGAACAGUUGUUGGGGUAUUUCUUUGCAGGACUCCAAGAGGAAUUAAGGGAUCUUGUCCGACCAUACGACCCUCGCGAUUUGUUAACCGCAAUGGAAAGGGCACGAGACGUGGAGCAAUCGGGGCUGGUAUCGAGGGUGAUCAAAGGAGGCGCGGGGAGUAAAGGAGGACCAACGUGGGGGAAAUACGCUGUAAGUGGGGGAACAGUAGCUAGCACGGAGAUCUAUCGGGGGCCAUCGGGGGGACGCACAAGCAGCAAUGGAGGUAUGGGUCAGAAGAAAGAGGCAACGACCAGAACCGCCGGUUCGAAAAUCGAAAGUACGUCCGGUGGUGGCGGGUUGAAUUGCGGAGUGCGAACACUGCCAUAUUCGAAAUAUCUCAAAAGGAGGGAGGAGGGCCGUUGCUUUCACUAUGGCGGACCGUAUAGUCCCGGGCAUCGCUGCGCAGAGAGGAGUUUUAAGGUGAUGAUUAUGGGAGCCGAUGACGACGAGGAGGAUGCGGAGACGAUGGAAGAGGCAGAACAGUGUUGCAUGGAGCUGUCGGUCUAUUCAGCCGAGGGGGUGACGCAAUCCAACACCAUGAAGCUGGCCGGAUGGGUUCGAGAGCGGAGGAUCAUCGUAUUAAUCGACAGCGGGGCGAGUCAUAAUUUUAUCUCAGCUCACUUGGUCGAUGAACUCAGAUUAGAGAAAGAGGAGACGCCACCCUAUCGGGUAUGUUUGGGAGAUGGCCAGAGAAAGGAGACACAAGGGUGUUGCAAAGGGCUGUCGGUGGCGUUGGAGGGAGCGGAAGUGCGAGAGGAUUUCUACAUAUUUGAUUUAGGUGGAGUGGAUGUAGUGUUGGGAGUGGCGUGGUUGGCAAAAUUGGGAGAGAUAAGGGUGGAUUGGAAGAAGAUGACAUUGAAGUAUGGGUCAGCAGAUGCUGAGGUGGUGAUAAGGGGGGACAACACAUUAAUGAAAAAAUUAAUUACCCCUGAAAUGUUGCAAAAGGAAGCUGAGAUAGAGACAGUGGCGGUGGUAUGGAGUCUGAAUAAAGCUGAAACAGCAGAGGGACAGCUAAGGGAAGAAGACUUAACCAUCAUGCAAAAACAAAAUUUAGAGGAAAUUUUGCAGGAAUUCGAGGUAGUGUUCGAGGAAGUGCAGGGACUUCCUCCUACCAGGCGGGUUGAUCACCAGAUAACCCUUAAAGAGGGCACCGAACCUGUAAACGUAAGACCAUAUAGAUAUCCUCAUCUGAUGAAAACUGAAAUAGAAAAACAGGUAUAGGAGAUGAUGGGAUUGGGCAUUAUCAGGCCCAGUAAUAGCCCAUAUUCUAGCCCGGUUAUUUUAGUUAAAAAAAAAAUGGGAGCUGGCGUUUCUGUAUUGAUUACAGAGCUCUAAACAAAGUUACCAUCCCAAACAAAUAUCCCAUACCCGUGAUUGAAGAAUUAUUAGAUGAACUUCAUGGAG
Vigna angularis (adzuki bean) is the source of this 20047-nucleotide messenger RNA. RefSeq lists its product as uncharacterized. The record is from RefSeq and is a predicted model, not a curated record. The transcript has 6 exons. NCBI's taxonomy places the organism in Eukaryota, Viridiplantae, Streptophyta, Magnoliopsida, Fabales, Fabaceae. The coding region runs from base 18470 to 19864 and encodes 464 amino acids.